AUGCCACAACCAUCAGGGAGCAAAGAGAAUAUGAUUAUAGAGGACAGUGCCUCUAAUACGAGUACCAUCUCCAUCAAAAACCGACAAAAUUCUGAAAAGGAACGCCAUCCAGACAGUAAUGAUGGUGAGUGGAAUGAGAGAUCCUGUCUUAAGUCAAAAUCACUUUACUCAGGAUGUCUAGAUCAAGCGCCGAGGGCAAAUCCCACUGUCUAUGAAUACGGAGAUGCAAAGCGACCACCACGGCCAGAUAGUAUCCGAUUUACUUGUGAUAAAGGAGGGCAAUAG
Messenger RNA from Penicillium malachiteum, 285 nucleotides. RefSeq lists its product as uncharacterized. NCBI's taxonomy places the organism in Eukaryota, Fungi, Ascomycota, Eurotiomycetes, Eurotiales, Aspergillaceae. The transcript has 2 exons. Bases 1 to 285 code for a protein of 94 amino acids. The record is from RefSeq and is a predicted model, not a curated record.